This is a messenger RNA of Monopterus albus (swamp eel), 4880 nucleotides long. RefSeq names its product EFR3 homolog Bb (S. cerevisiae) (gene efr3bb). Gene Ontology annotation, biological process: protein localization to plasma membrane. NCBI's taxonomy places the organism in Eukaryota, Metazoa, Chordata, Actinopteri, Synbranchiformes, Synbranchidae. Gene Ontology annotation, cellular component: plasma membrane. The coding region runs from base 237 to 2864 and encodes 875 amino acids. The record is from RefSeq and is a predicted model, not a curated record. The transcript is spliced from 23 exons.
GGCUGGCUUUUCUGUUCAGGUUUGAACGAGGACAAGUGGAUGCAUACGUGCGCAUGUGCGUACUAUUUUAUUGCAGUCAAAAUGAGCAGUUGUGGAUGCAUGUGAGUGAGUACAUGUUGCGUUUAGCUUAUCAGUGAAGGAAUUGUGAAAGUGAAGAUAGUUGAAUUUUGUGAGCAUUGGUAGAUGAAGAUUUUUAAGGAUUAAAACUUAGCAAUACUUAGCAAUAUUUAUUAUGCAUGUUUUUACUUUGUUUAGGAGGUUUACGGUUUAUGAAAGAAGUAGUGUGUGUGUAUGACUGCGUGUGUGCUUGUGGGCCAUUGUGUGUUUGGUUGACUGCCAUGCCGGCGCCUGAUGUCCCUACUUCUCAGAGGCUGGCACUAGACUGUCGUACCCUUUUGGACCAUCGUACUGGCAAGGGGGUUUGUGGUUGUUGUGGGGCACUCAGGCCUCGAUACAAGAGGCUGGUAGACAACAUCUUCCCAGAAGACCCAGAGGAUGGACUGGUGAAAGCCAACAUGGAGAAGCUCACGUUCUAUGCCCUGUCAGCUCCAGAGAAACUCGACCGUAUUGGAGCUUACCUGUCCGAGAGGUUGUCGAGGGAUGUGGCCCGGCACAGAUAUGGGUAUGUAUGCAUAGCCAUGGAAGCCUUGGACCAGCUGCUGAUGGCCUGUCACUGUCAGAGCAUCAACCUGUUUGUGGAGAGCUUUCUUAAGAUGGUACGCAAGCUGCUAGAGUCAGACAAACCCAACCUGCAGAUCCUAGGAACCAACUCGUUUGUGAAGUUUGCCAACAUAGAAGAGGAUACGCCAUCGUACCACCGCAGUUAUGACUUCUUUGUGUCACGCUUCAGUGAGAUGUGCCACUCUAGCUUUGAGGAUCCUGACAUCCGCACCAAGAUCCGCAUGGCAGGUAUCAAGGGCCUGCAGGGUGUGGUGAGGAAGACGGUGAAUGAUGAGCUUCAGGCCAACAUCUGGGAUCCUCAGCACAUGGACAAAAUCGUCCCCUCCCUGCUUUUCAACCUGCAGAGUGGAGAGUGCUCAGAGAGCCGCUCCCCCUCUCCACUGCAGGCGUCAGAGAAGGAGAAGGAAAGCCCGGUGGAGCUGACAGAGCGCUGCUUCAGGGAGCUGCUGGGACGAGCCGCCUAUGGCAACAUCAAGAAUGCCGUCACACCUGUGCUGAUGCACUUAGAUAACCACUCUCUAUGGGAGGGGAAGACCUUUGCAGUGUGUUGCUUCAAAAUCAUCAUGUACUCCAUCCAGUCACAGCACUCUCAUUUGGUAAUCCAGCAGCUUCUUGGCCACCUGGAUGCUAACAGUAAGAGCUCAGCCACAGUGCGAGCUGGGAUAGUGGAGGUUUUGCUGGAGGCAGCUGCCAUCGCAGCCAGCGGCUCUGUAGGUCCCACAGUGUUGGAGGUUUUUAACACCCUGCUCCGGCAGCUCCGUCUAAGCGUAGACUACGAGUUGACUGGCUCAUAUGACGGCAGCACCAACAUCGGCACUAAGAUCAUCAAAGCUCAUGAGGAAAGGCAGCUGCAGGAGGCUGUCAUCAGAACCAUUGGAUCAUUUGCCAACACUCUUCCAACAUACCAGAGGUCAGAGGUCAUGCUCUUCAUUAUGGGCAAGAUCCCUGUCCCCGGGAUUCACCUAGCCCUACCCUCCACAGGCUCUGGGCCUGAGGGUACCAGGAUGAUUCAGAUCAUGUUACUCAAGUCCUUGGUCCAGGUGACGGCAGGUUACCAGACCACCAACAUGCUGACAGCACUGCCCAGCUCUUUCCUGGAGCCGUUGCUGUCCUUGUCACUGACCGAGGAUCCAGAGGUCCGACUGCUGGUGCUCCAAAUCCUUCUCAGCCUCAUCGAUAGGCACGACAACAGGCCCAAGUUCUCCACCAUUAGCAUUAUCUCUGACAUCUCUAUACUCAAGCUCAAAGUUGACAAGUGCUCCAGACAGGACAACUUGUUCAUGAAAAAGCAUGGCCAGCAGCUGUACCGACACAUCUACUUAGGCUGUAAGGAGCAGAGCAGCGGUCGGCAGCACUACGAGGCCCUCUUUGCUCUGCUGGGCCUUCUCAGUGUGGAGUUGGCUAACGAAGAGGUGGUGGUGGACCUCAUUCGCCUGGCGCUCGCCUUGCAGGACCUGGCUCUCUCCACUGACGAGGCUCUGCCUGUUUAUAACCGCUGUGCUGUUCAUGCCCUCGCUGCUGCCUACCUCAACCUCAUCUGCCAGCUGACCACCGUCCCUGCCUUCUGCCAGCACAUACACGAGGUAAUUGAGGUGAGACAGAAAGAAAGUACCUACCUUUUGCCUGAGGAUGUCUUCGUUGAUAAACCAAAGCUGCCUUCCUUACUGGAGAAGGUCGAGGGGGAUGUGUUGUUCCUCCAGUCGAAGAUCACUGAGGUCCUUGGAGGUAGUGGUUAUAACACAGAGAGAUUGGCUACGCCUUAUGUCCCACAGUAUACAGACGAGGACCGUCUGUCCAAGAGAAAGAGUAUUGGUGAGACCAUCUCGCUCCAGGUGGAGGUAGAGUCCCGAAACAGCCCAGAGAAAGAGGAGAGGGCACCAGCAGAAGAGAUCACGUUUGAAACUCUGAAGAAUGCCAUUGUGGACAGUGUGGGUAUGGAGGAGCAAGAGAGGGAGCGGAGGAGACAAGUGGUGGAGAAGUUCCAGAAGGCCCCCUUCGAAGAGAUAGCUGCCCACUGUGGUGCCAGGGCCACACUGCUGCAGAGCAAACUAAACCAGAUCUUUGAGAUUACAAUCAGACCCCCACCCAGCCCAUCUGGAACCAUUUCAUCAGGUUACGGCCAAAGCCAGAGUCGAUCUGUGCCCAUCUACGAGAUGAAGUUCCCUGAUCUUUGUGUGUACUAACGCAGAAAGUCCACAGCGAUGUUGCAGAAUUAUUGAACACUGCAGGACAGUAAAGAGAUUCGGGCAAAGCGAUCCUUGCUAUAAAGGUAUCCUGAUCACAGAACCAAACAAAAACACAGUUGUUUGAAGCCAACUAAAGAACAAAGCACUCUCUGAUUCAUUUGUCUCAAGUGACAAUUCUUUUACCUUGUGAUUGCAGCCAACAAAACUGUCAGUAAAUGUCAGUAAAUGCAGCAGACUGGUUUAAAUGUAUUCCCUUCAGUUCUCCCUAGAUGUCUGCAGAAACUCCACUGGUUGGAUUUUAACAUUAUACAUUGCCAAGAGCAAUUAGAAAAAAAAAUGUAUGAAGUUAUUUUAUUGGCUUUACAAUAAGCUGACCCUUUGCACGUCCUUUAAGUGGAAAUGUUUGAUAAGACUGCAGUUCUUGGACUCUUUUGUCCCUCACAGGGUGCCAUUCUGCCCUUGAUUAUGAAAUUAGAUUGACCAUUCUUGCUUAUUUUAUCACAAAAUUUAAUGUUUAAUUUGUUUUACCUUUGUGGCCAGGAAGAGUAUAUGUGAAUUAGGUGACUUUUCAUGUACUUGACUGUGUAUUUUGUGUGUGUUUGAUUGAUUUUAUAUAUGGAUCAAUAUCAAGCUGCACCUUCUCAUCUUCUAAGUUACUCAGAUCUUUGUCUCUGUCUUCAGUGUUUAACACUAACGUAGUUUUGUUUAGCCUCCUUGGUGUUAGCCGAUAGCACUUUUUCUUUUUAUGGCAGGCAUUUAUUUAUUGCACUUGAGUUUUUAUUGUAAUUAUAAGUUUGUUUUAGCUGUGUUUUAAAUGACAGGUAACUGCUGAUAUGUGUGCGCUGUCCUCCAAAGUGAGUGUGCCUUACAGGUGACUCAAGUUAGAACAUAGACAAAAACACACUGCACCACAGUCGGGACCACAGUAAACGUCUGAAGAUCUGAAGUGUUUACUGUAAUGCAAACACUCAAAAAUAAUUAAUGAGCCUUUAUUUUUUCCUUCCCAUAUAGCUGUAUAUAUACAGAGAAAUAUACAAAUAUUUAAGCUGAUGUACAGAGUAGGGAUGUAUUUGUGUGUGUACAUAGUGUAUAUUAAUUCCUGUAUAAUUUCAGACUGCCACUGCACUGAUUGUGUCCGUAGAUAAGGGAGAAAGCUAGUUAGUUAAUAUUCACAUCCUUUUUACUAAAAUCUCAAUUAAGUAACCAGCAACACAUGAAAUCAAAAUGUGCACUGACGAGGGUCUGAACAGCCCACAUCAUCUUGGGGUCACUAUAUCACACUACUGAAGUAAUCUCACCUGAUAAAGAAAAAAACUGGUUUAAAAGUUACGUUCAACUUCAUUACUAGCCGCACGUUUCAGCACCGUCAUCCUGACCUCUGUUGUUGCCAUUAUAUCCUGUGUCCUGCUGCGACAAGUUUGCACUUUGUUUGUACGCCAUGCUGCCGCUGCAGCCUCCAAAACAGUGAAUUUUCAGCAAGAUUCAAAGUCCAAAAGCCAUUUUUGUGUGUAUGAACAUGCACACCAUAAUAAUUUAAUACAAAGUAUAAUGGCAAUAAUUUGGCACUAGCCUGGCUAACACAGUUCAACUGGAGGUAGCAGAUUCUUUUUGUGUGGUUUGAGUUGUGCCUUCUGUUGUGGUGGUGCUGUGAUGGUUCCCUUUGUGAUGUUGUAAGAGACUGCCCUUCCCUGUCCUGCGCUUUUGUGAGUUAACUGCAUUUGUGUGGCACGUGCGUUCACCAUCUUGCAACCACAGGUGUCUUGUUUGUCCCUGAUUGUCAUGUGUUGUCCAGUUAUCUCUGUUUGGUUUUAUAUUCUAUUUUUUUUUAUAUAAUGUAGCAUCCUCAGUAUGUAUAUGUCCAAACAGGCCAGUGUAUCAGAUUUGUCUGUUCAUGUGUGAGUGCAUGUAUUUGUUCAUGUGUUAUUGUCAUUACCCAAGACCAAACUCUCCAGACGUGGUUUACAGUUUGUGUCUGAUGACUUUCCACACUGAUGAAGAACAAGCUAACUAAAA